Haliaeetus leucocephalus (bald eagle) is the source of this 2854-nucleotide messenger RNA. It is a transcript of the gene UNC45B, whose product is annotated as unc-45 homolog B (C. elegans). The coding region runs from base 1 to 2790 and encodes 929 amino acids. Lineage: Eukaryota; Metazoa; Chordata; Aves; Accipitriformes; Accipitridae. The record is from RefSeq and is a predicted model, not a curated record. Gene Ontology annotation, molecular function: Hsp90 protein binding. The transcript is spliced from 19 exons.
AUGGAGGAUCCCAUCCAGCUGAAAGAGGAGGGCAAUAAAUAUUUUCAGGCCAAUGACUACGAGAAAGCUGUUCAAAGCUACACUCAAGCCAUAAAGCUCAACAAGGACAAGGCGCUGCAGGCAGUGCUGUACAGGAACAGGGCAGCGUGUUUCCUCAAAAAGGAGGAAUAUGCCAAGGCAGCUUCAGAUGCAUCUAGAGCUAUUGACAUCAAUGCUUCAGAUAUCAAAGCCUUGUACCGGCGCAGCCAAGCUCUAGAAAAAUUGGGGAAAUUGGACCAAGCAUUCAAAGAUGCUCAGAAAUGUGCCACCAUUGAACCCCGCAACAAAAACUUCCAGGAGACCCUGAGGCGACUGGGGGCCAACAUCCAGGACAAGCUACGCAUUCAGUUCUCCACGGACUCGAGGGUACAGAAGAUGUUUGAAAUCCUGCUGGAUGAGAACAGUGAGAAAGAAAAGCGAGAAAAGGCUGCAAACAACCUCAUCGUCCUGGGGCGGGAGGAAGCGGGUGCCGAGAGGAUUUUCCAGAACAACGGGGUCAGCUUGCUGCUGCAGCUGAUAGAAACCAAAAAUGCUGACCUGAUCCUGGCAGCUGUCAGGACGCUUUCGGGCAUGUGCACAGGACAUAAGGCUCGUGCUACCGCCAUUCUCCAUUACCUGGGCAUCGACAACAUUUGCAUGUGGAUGUCUGUAGACAAUGAAGAAAUCUCCCUGGCUGUCUGCAACCUCCUGCAGACCAUCACUGACUGCUUGUUGGGCCAAGGGAAAGAGGAGCAUCACGGGAAGGAGGAGGCCGUAGUGCUAGAUACUAAAAAAGAUUUGAGGAUGAUCACAAUGCGUUUGCUGGAUAUGCUGGUCAGUAAGGAAGUAUCUGGGCAGGGACGAGACCGAGCUCUCAACCUCCUCAACAAGAAUAUACCGAGGAAAGACCUGAAGGACCAUGACAACAGCAGGACCAUCUUUGUCAUCGACAAUGGCUUAAAAAAGAUACUGAAAGUGGUGGGCCAGAUUCCUGAGAUGCCUGACAGUCUGCCGCUGACAGAGAACACCCAGCUGACUGCCUCCGUCCUCCUAAAUAAACUUUAUGAUGACCUGCGCUGUGACCCAGAGCGUGACAACUACCGGGUGAUCUGUGAGGAGUACAUCAAGAGCAAAAUUGACCCACAGGACAUGGAUAAGACACUCCAUGCCAUCCAGAUGGUGUCUGGAGUUCUGCAAGGGCCCUUUGACUUGGGCAACAAGCUGCUUGGCAUGAAGGGAGUCAUGGAGAUGAUGGUUGCCCUGUGUGGGUCCGAGAGGGAGAUUGACCAGCUGGUGGCUGUAGAAGCCCUCAUCCAUGCCUCCACUAAGCUGAGCCGGGCCACCUUCAUCAUUUCCAAUGGGGUGACGCUCCUGAAGGAGAUCUACAAGAAGACCAAGAAUGAGAAGAUCAAAAUCCGAGCCCUGGUGGGUCUCUGCAAGCUGGGCUCAGCAGGAGGUACAGAUUAUGGACUGCGGCAGUUUGCUGAGGGCUCCACUGAGAAGUUAGCCAAACAGUGCCGAAAAUGGUUGUGCAACACUAGCAUUGAUGCCCGGACCAGGAAGUGGGCUGUGGAAGGGCUGGCGUAUCUAACCCUUGAUGCAGAUGUGAAAGAUGACUUUGUUGAAGAUGAGCUAGCCCUGCAAGCUAUGUUUGAAUUAGCCAAGACAAGUGACAAGACUAUCCUGUAUUCUGUGGCUUCUGCACUGGUGAACUGUACCAACAGCUAUGAUACCAAGGAGCUGGUCCCAGAGCUGGUGCAGCUGGCAAAAUUCUCCAAGCAGCAUGUGCCUGAGGAGCAUCCAAAGGAUAAGAAGGAUUUUGUGGUGAAGCGGGUGAAGCGGUUGCUGAAAGCUGGCGUCGUCUCUGCCUUGGCCUGCAUGGUGAAGGCAGACAGUGCCAUACUGACAGACCAGAGCAAGGAGCUCAUCGCCAGGGUGUUUCUUGCCUUGUGUGAAGACCCCAAGGACCGUGGGACUAUUGUCGCUCAAGGUGGUGGAAAGGCCCUGAUACCUCUGGCUGUGGAAGGCACAGAAGUUGGCAAGAUAAAGGCUUCUCACGCUCUGGCGAAAAUUGCUGCAAUCUCCAAUCCAGACAUGGCAUUCCCGGGAGAGAGGGUGUACGAGGUGGUGAGGCCCCUUGUCAGCCUGCUGAACACUGAGAGGGAUGGCCUCCAGAAUUACGAGGCUCUGUUAGGUCUCACUAACUUUUCAGGAAGAAGUGAUAAACUUAGGAUGAAGAUAGUCAAAGAGAGGGCCCUGCCAGAUAUUGAAAACUAUAUGUUUGAGAAUCAUGACCAACUUCGGCAGGCAGCCACAGAGUGCAUGUGCAACCUGGUGGUCAACAAGGAGGUGCAAGAGCGUUUUGUGGCUGAUGGAAAUGACCGGUUGAAGUUGGUGGUGCUACUGUGUGGUGAGGAUGAUGAGAAAGUCCAGGUUGCAGCAGCCGGAGCCCUGGCCAUGCUUACAGCAGCACAAAAGAAACUCUGCUCUAAGAUGACUGAAGUGACCACCCAGUGGCUUGAAAUCCUGCAGAGGCUCUGCUUGCAUGAUAACAUGAAAGUACAGCAUCGAGGGCUGGUCAUUGCUUUCAACUUAAUCAGUGCUGACAAAGAGCUAGCGAAGAAGCUGGUGGAGUCAGAGCUCCUAGAGAUCCUGACAUACAUCGGCAAGCAAGAAGAUGACCCCAAAAAGCAGCACAUCAUUAACGUAGCACGUGAUUGCCUCACAAGGUGCAUGGAUUACGGUCUGAUCAAACCUCUAUCUCAGGCAUGAGGAGAUGAAAAGCACCAAAAAGGGCUGAAUGUGGGGAAAAAUGCUACCGAGAAAUGUGGAAAAC